AGGUAGCCGACCAGGAACAAUAAACACCUGAAGCUCGCCAUGUUGGAUUGUAAAGAUUUGUAGUUUACCAAUGGGGUAAUAACGUUAGGUGCAAUUCCCCCUAAAUUUACUAAGGGCUCCCUGACCAUGGACCCCUGGAAGAGCGCCCAGGAUGUUGUACGCUGCACCCUGUGUCGAACAUCUAUGGCCUUCAUGUACUGUGAAAUUUGUCAUAUACAUCUAUGUAAAGACUGUGUAGAGACACAUUUAUCAGAUUCCUCUAAAGUCCACAAUGUAGUGUCACUUAAACAAUACUUAACCACUCUGAACUAUCCCAAGUGUAGGAAACACCCCACCAAACAAUGUGAACUCCACUGUGAACAAUGUGACAUUCCUGUCUGUGCACAGUGUAUUUCUGGGGAACAUUUAGGACAUAAACCAGUUGACAUUUUCCAAAACUUUGAUAUCAAAAAAGAAGUUUUACAAAGAGAGUUGGAAGAAUUGGAGAAAUCCAUUUAUCCUAAAUACAAAGAGAUUGCAUCCAACAUCCCAGUGCAGAAAGCUGAUCUGAGUAAAAACUCCCAGAAAUUGACAACAGUAAUUGACAAACAAGGAGAAGUCUGGCACAGAGAAAUAGACACCAUUAUCUCAAACCUGAAAUCUAUUGUGGAGGAAAUGGAAUCCAAACAUCUGGUCAUCCUGAAAAAACAAGAAGAUGAAAUCACACGCACCAUUUCUGAAAUCACACAGACCAUUGCUGAACUGAAGAAGAUACUGAACUCUAAAGAUGUCUGCCUUGUCUCUGAGUACAAAUCUAGGAACGCUGAAUUCAGAAGAUUGCCUCCUAAACUCAAAGUGUCCUUACCAAACUUUAGGUCAGAGAAAAUCCAUACAGAUCAGCUGAUUAAACAGUUUGGUUCGCUGUCAGCAUUAUCUUUCACAAUAGAGGAACAAGACUACAGCAUGUCGCCCCAGGGAGCCAAGUCCUCUCCCCCAGACCGGUCACUGAUGGAUGUACCCCAGGUCAUCACAGCUAUAGACACAGGGUAUGAAUAUCUAUACGGUGUGACGUGUCUGAAUGAUACAGAAGUAUGGACGCGUGGUAAUGAAGACAUGAUGAAACUCUUCAACCAGCAGGGAAAACAAGUAAAGUCCAUCAAAACCAAGUCAGGGUACGUUCCAACAGACAUAUCAGUAACAAGGAGUGGGGAUCUAGUUUAUACUGAUUACAAUGAUAGAACUGUGAACAUAGUGAAGAAUACACAGGUACAGACAGUGAUCAGACUACGGGGGUGGAGUCCUCGUGGUGUCUGUAGUACCGCCUCUGGUGACCUCCUGGUUGUCAUGGACAGUGAUGGUGAUAAGCAAUCAAAAGUUGUGUGUUACUCUGGCUCCACAGAGAAACAAAGUAUUCAGUACAAUGACAAAGGACAACCUCUCUUUUCAUCUGGUCACUAUAAAUACAUCAGUGAGAACAGGAACCUAGAUAUCUGUUUUUCAGACUGUGGAGCCCGUGUAGUAGUGGUGGUCAAUCAGGCCGGGAAACUCCGGUUUACCUACACUGGUCAUCCCUCUACUACCAAGGGAUCAUUUGAUCCACGCGGCAUCACAACAGACAGCCAUGGUCGGAUCCUGACAGCAGACUAUGACAACGACUGUAUCCACAUCCUCGAUCAGGGCGGACAGUUCCUCCGCUACAUUGACAAUCGUCAUUUACAGUUUCCACGGGGUUUAUGUGUGGACACCAGAGACAACCUCUUUGUUGCUGAGAGAGGCACAGGUAAAGUGAAGAAAAUACAAUAUUAUAAGUAAAUCAAUUAACUGCAAUAUUUGUAUGUUAACAAAGCGUAUGAAGUAAAUAUUACAUACUGUAUGUAUAACAUGCACUCAAACUAUUAACAUUAUAUAAAUAGUGGCUGUGUGGGAGGGUAACAGUUGUUAUCUUCCCAUACAGACACUAUUCAUUUUAUUUUGAUAUAUUCAGUGGUAUAUUCUCUCUGUAUAACUCUAUAUAGACAAAUAGUCAAUAAUUGUAAUAUUAGCUCGUCCGAAAAAUAUUGACCGGUCAAUAUUUUUUUAAUAUUGACCGGCUAGGAAUAAUACCUUGAGACUAUUCCCUCUAUUUCAAUUAAUUGCUUCUGAUUUGUUGAUUCUUAAACGAUGACGUAAAUAAAUCUUCGCGACUCCAAAACAAGGUGACGUCAUAAUAAACAGUCAGUCAAGGCAAACAAACAACGGACGUGCAAUGCAACGGUUUGCUAUUAUAACGGAUAUAAGGAUUUCUGAUUUACUGUGAAUUAAAAUCAGGUAGAACAUCUGUAUGUUAAUUCUAACGCACGGCAGAAUAUCACUUGUGACGAUGAGCUUAACACAAAAUUCAUUUGGUAAAUUCUUUGUUGAGCUGAGAAAAUCACGGCGAUCUGUUUUUAAUCACUUUCUUAAAAUUUGGUUUGUGUCUUCAUAUAACAAAACAAAUGUUGACUGUGUUUUCGGGCAACAUUGAUUAUAUUAGUCCCCUUGGGACGAAAAUAUUGCCCUCCGCUUCGCGUCGGGCAAUAUUUCGUCCCUCGGGUCUAAUAUAAUCAAUGUUGCCCUCAACCCCAGUCAAUAUUUGUAUAAUACUGAAUGUCUUAAUUUUAAGGAAAACUUUACUGCUUUAUAUAGGAAUAACGUGAACUCCACAACAAACCGUACGCGCAUGUAACAAUUUGUAAUGUUACCAGUUGCUAAGUGCGUGCUAACGCUGAGGGUAAUAGAACGGAUUAUGAACUGCGUCUUAACCAAUCAGAUUUCAGUAUUUAACAUGAAAGUACCGUAUAUCAGGUUUUUUCCGCGUGUAUACAAUUUCCGCUUUGUUCGCGACGAUAUCCGAAUCGCGGAAAAUAAAUCAGCGUAAAUUUGAUACAAAGUUUCCUUUUUGUAAUAGAGUUCUCUCUUUCCUGAUGAAAUGUACAGGUAAAUAAAAGUACGGUGAACUGUGUUCAGUUAGUUUACUUAGAGGUACAAAUUGCGGGAUCGGAGGACAAGCGCCAAAUAAUAGAUUUGUAUGCCUCGUUGUUUAUUCAAUAAUCCAUUGACAAGCUUAUUAAAACGUUCGCUUUCCUUGCAUAAACCGAUGUCUAAUUAUACCUGAGUUACUGGUAAAUGUAACGGUACAUGAUCUGUUUAUUUAUGACUGUUUGCGUCUCCGAAAUUAAUUGUUGGUAAUUAUUUCACAUUAAGGAAAACGUGUAAAUGGAUUCAUUGUCCGAAUUUUUCAUUACAAAGAGCGACAAUUCAUAUACUUUUCGCCACUUUCCUCACAGGUUUAGACAAUCGUAAUAAAUUCUAACAAUGUGACUUUGAAAUAGUGAAAAUAAGAUUCGCGUAAAUUUUAUAUAACGUUCUGAUUCGCGGAAAAAACAUGACGCGGAAAAAACCGGUAUAACAAUGCAUGUUAUCAUAUGGUGUAUAUCAGAUGUUACAAAUGUAACAUGUUGUGUGUUGAUAAUGGUUCACACAUUAACUAACUUACCAUGUCUAUACGAUAUAAACAAACUGUUUAACUGUCAUAAUAUUAAGUGUUUAUGUGUUUAAUCAUUGCAAGGCAUCAGUCUUCAUUUGUUUCAAUAAGCUAAUUUUUAGUUUUGUGUGUAAACUAAGUUCUCUCUUAUAACAUAUAAGUAAACAAAUAUAGCUAGACCAUGUUUAUAUAUUAUAUGUAAACAAUGUGGCUGUGUAUAUGUGUCACAUGUAUGUCAAAAGACAAUAUAUUUACAUGAAACUACUUUUUUUAUUUACAUGUAUAAAUGUACAGUGACUCAGUGAUUUAAGUAUGUUUAUACAAUGUUUGAUUUUUAAAAAUGAUAUACUUUCAAUGGACUGUACUUGUUACCUGUGCUUAUCACUCUAUGUUACAUGUAAUGAGUAACAGUUUAUCUAUAACAUGUCAACAGUCUUUGUCUUUAACAUGACACAAGGUAUGGUCUCUGUAUUAUCAACUUACAUGUGGUUAUCUGAACAAACUUUUUGUUACAUGUAUUAAUGACGAAGGUUUAUGAAUGUGUAGCACUCAAUUCUUUACCAGCAAUGGAGCGAAUGCCUGAAAGGGACUGAGACCCAUUACUUAUAAAGAGGAGUGGUACAGGUAUAUUAACCCAAGCAAAAUCACUUUGAUACUGAACUAAUUGUUAUUACUUACCUUUUUAAUUUUAAGAAUUGGAGUAGAUGUUUGAUUUUUCGUCAACCUGUUCCUCUGUUCUAACUUUAUGAAAUUUUCAUCUGAAAUAUUCUGUCCCGUGGUGUUUUUAUUUCUAUCUUGCGAGUUUGUGCAAAACUAACCAAAGGAUUCUGAAAAAUGUAAUCAGACAAUCAGCA
This is a messenger RNA of Magallana angulata, 4335 nucleotides long. RefSeq lists its product as uncharacterized. Lineage: Eukaryota; Metazoa; Mollusca; Bivalvia; Ostreida; Ostreidae. The transcript has 2 exons. Gene Ontology annotation, cellular component: chromatin; nucleoplasm. Gene Ontology annotation, biological process: positive regulation of DNA-templated transcription. The coding region runs from base 127 to 1791 and encodes 554 amino acids. Gene Ontology annotation, molecular function: ubiquitin-protein transferase activity; protein binding; zinc ion binding. The record is from RefSeq and is a predicted model, not a curated record.